Paramecium pentaurelia is the source of this 235-nucleotide messenger RNA. The record is from the annotation of a GenBank genome assembly. NCBI's taxonomy places the organism in Eukaryota, Ciliophora, Oligohymenophorea, Peniculida, Parameciidae.
AUGAAUAAUGAAAGAAUACAUAUUGAUUAUUUGUAUAAACCUCUUUAUGAAUACACUAAAUUUACAGAAUUAUAAAAUCAUUUAAGUUAUUUGAUUUCCAAAAGUAUUAUUUAUAUAUUGAUUAAUAGAAAUCUUAAAAUAGUUUUCACUUCCCAAUUCUAAUAUUAAUAUUGGACCUCCGAUUAAAUAUGAAAAAAUGAUAAAAUACAAUAAGUUUUAAAAAUUAUGUAAUUGA